UAAUGCUAACAAAUCCUUCUUUCGCAAACCUAACUCCAAAUUUAGAACGUCCCAUGCAAAUAUCAAAUUAGCACCCGUAUCUCUUCUGCCAUCUUCUCCAAUCCCCAGGAACUGCCACCGCUCCUCGUCUCUCAAUGGAGGAGCGGCUCCAACCCUCCUCCUACGACCCUAAAGACAAGCCACCCCACCCUCCGCCGCCCGCCAAUGCCGCCGCUUCUCUCGCUACCUACGUCGUUCAGAUUCCCCGCGACCAAAUCUACCGCGUACCCCCGCCGGAGCACGCCCGCAUUGUCGAGGACCACAAGCGCAACUCCUCUUCAAAAAAGACAGGUGGCCGGGGCACGGUCUGCCGUAUCUUCAUCCCCAUUGUGGUCGUCUCCGUCAUCAUCACAGUCGCGGUUUACGGCCUCCGCUACACCAUGUACGAUGCCAAGUCGCCGAAAUUCACCGUCACGGGCAUCCAGGCGAAGAAUUUGGAAGGCAGCGGCCGCAGGUCGCCCCAUUAUGACGUCACGCUGUUAGCCAACAACCCGAACACGAGGAUGAGUAUUAGUUACCUGCAGGGUGGAAAGAAGGGGACGUUGGCUCUCAAGAAUCUGGAAAUCGGGAAAGGGGGGAUCCAGCCGAUGGUAAAACAAGAAUCUGGCACCUCGGCCGUCGACGUUCAUGUGGUGCUUUCCGGCAACGGCGCGGCGGACAUAAAGAAAAGACUCAAGGAUGGGACGUCGGUGAAAUCGAUGGUCCUGAAUGUUGUGGUGCCGGUGGAGAUCACGAGCUGGGUGAGAAACGAGCGCAAGGAUCUAAAUGUCACUUGUGAAUUCAAGGUGCGGAAUUCUCUGACGAGCAAGGCGAAGAUCGCUAGCCAAGAAUGCAACACGGGAUCGUAGCCGUUGAAGUUUCUGAUCAACUAUCAUCAUUAUGAUCAUCAUCAACUGGUAAUCAACAAUCAUUUGUUUCCACUCAUAU
Molecule: messenger RNA, 966 nt
Organism: Sesamum indicum (sesame)
Lineage: Eukaryota; Viridiplantae; Streptophyta; Magnoliopsida; Lamiales; Pedaliaceae
Product: NDR1/HIN1-like protein 13
Biological process (GO): defense response to other organism
Cellular component (GO): plasma membrane
Source: RefSeq, a predicted model, not a curated record